Molecule: messenger RNA, 2199 nt
Organism: Rhododendron vialii
Lineage: Eukaryota; Viridiplantae; Streptophyta; Magnoliopsida; Ericales; Ericaceae
Product: glutathione hydrolase 1-like
Exons: 7
Coding region: 281-2023 (580 amino acids)
Biological process (GO): glutathione catabolic process
Cellular component (GO): plasma membrane
Molecular function (GO): glutathione gamma-glutamate hydrolase
Source: RefSeq, a predicted model, not a curated record
UGGUGGAUGGAUAAUCAGAGUUCGCUUUACAGGGGGCUCGUUGAGUAUGGGACGAAAAAGACUGCCAAAAACCACUUCUGCGUAAAGAAGAUGAACUCUUCAAUUUAUGAAGGAAAUUACUGGCCGCGUGUGCCCUCUCUCUCUCUCUCUCUCUCUCUCUCUCUCUCUCUCUCUCCUCAGUGGCAUUUGGCGAAGAAGAAGAAGAAGAAGACCGGCAAUUUCAAACCCAGUUGCUGGUUUUUCUGAAAGGGGUUGACCUCAAUUCCUGCAAAAGAAGAUCAUGCCAUCUCUUUUGUCAACAUGGCCCACCAUAACACUUCUCUUCUUUUCACUAUUGUCAUUCAUGUCAAGUGCUAGUAAUCCUUCCGCAUUCAAUUCUUCUAGACGAGAGGUAGUCACAGCACGUCGAGGUGUAGUUGCCGCUGAUGAUGGUCGAUGUUCCAGAAUUGGGAGGGAUGUUCUUCGGGAAGGAGGUCACGCUGUUGAUGCAUCAGUAGCUGUUGCUCUGUGCUUAGGUGUUGUGAGCCCAGCUUCAAGCGGCAUCGGUGGAGGUGCAUUCAUGCUUAUCAGGUUAGCCGAUGGAACAACACAGGCCCUUGACAUGAGAGAAACUGCACCUAUAAAAGCUUCAGAGAACAUGUACACUGGAAAUGCUACUCUGAAAUAUAGUGGUGCACUCUCCGUAGCAGUCCCAGGGGAACUCGCAGGCCUUCAUCAAGCAUGGAAACUCUACGGAAGGCUCCCUUGGAAGAGGCUUGUCAAACCAGCUGAGAUACUAGCCAGAAACGGAUUCAUGAUUUCACCCUAUCUCCACAUGCAGAUGGUUAAAACGGAAUCAGGCAUCAUGUCAGAUGUGGGACUUCACAACUUGUUCACAUCAAGGGGAGUCCUAUUGGAGCCAGGUCAUUUAUGCCGCAACCAAAAGCUCGCAAAGACACUCCAAGAAAUCUCGGAACAUGGUGUGGAAGCAUUUUAUAAUGGAUCAGUUGGGUUGAAUUUGGUCAAAGAUGUUAAGAAAGCUGGAGGGAUAUUGACCAUGGAGGACUUGCGGCGUUACCAAGUUAAACAUAGAGAACCAGUGUCUGCUGACAUUCUUGGGCUUAAAGUACUUGGUAUGCCGCCUCCUUCUGCUGGCGGUGCUGCUAUGAUACUUGUACUGAACAUUCUUGCUCAAUACGGAUUUCCUAUGGGAGUUUCUGGAUCCCUUGGAAUCCAUAGAGAAAUUGAAGCUUUGAAACAUGCCUUUGCUGUGAGGAUGUCUCUUGGUGAUCCCAAUUUUGUUAAUGUCAACGAGGUCCUAGUUGAUAUGCUCUCUCCUAAGUUUGCGGCCGAUUUGAAGAAAACCAUAUUGGAUAACAUGACAUUUAGUCCCAACCACUACGGCGGACGGUGGAAUCUGAUCCAGGAUCAUGGAACCAGUCACAUUUCCAUUGUGGAUAGCCAGCGAAAUGCUGUUUCCAUGACCACUACUGUCAACUCAUACUUUGGGGCUCAUCUUUUGUCUCCGAGUACAGGGAUAGUCCUUAACAAUGAAAUGGCUGAUUUCUCCAUUCCUGGCAAUAGUUCUGCUGGAAAUGCACCUCCAGCACCUGCCAACUUUAUUCGUCCUUUCAAAAGGCCAUUGUCAUCUAUGACACCCGCUAUUAUCCUCAAGGGUGAACACCUGAAAGCUGUUGUAGGUGCAAGUGGGGGAAGCAUGAUUAUUGCUGGGACGAUGGAGGUCUUCUUGAAUCAUUUUGCCAGGAAAAUGGACCCGUUUUCUUCUAUCAUGGCUCCAAGAUAUUAUCAUCAGCUGAUUCCUAAUAUCCUAUAUUACGAAAACUGGACAACUGUGACUGGAGACCACUUUGAAGUUCCUGCAGAGACAAGAGCAGCCCUACAAAAGAAGGGCCAUACCUUAGAAGGCCUUGCUGGUGGGACUAUUUGCCAACUUGUUGUUCAAGAGCUGGAGGCUUCUUCAAAGUUUGGGGAGCUUGUGGGGGUUAGCGACCCAAGAAAGGGUGGAUAUCCAGCUGGUUUCUAAUUUUCUUUUGCUUUUUUUAGGAAUCCGAAGAAAUGGUUUCCUUUUAUGUGCUCAACGUCCUAUGAUCUUCAAUGGUGUGAAUAAAAUUUGUCUAUUUUCUGCUUUCUUUAGGACAAAAAAAAUUCAGUUUAUUUGCUGCUUUCUCAAGCUGGAAAGAAGUGGUUUACUUUUAUGCA